Molecule: messenger RNA, 5245 nt
Organism: Monopterus albus (swamp eel)
Lineage: Eukaryota; Metazoa; Chordata; Actinopteri; Synbranchiformes; Synbranchidae
Gene: opa1
Product: OPA1 mitochondrial dynamin like GTPase
Exons: 31
Coding region: 211-3303 (1030 amino acids)
Biological process (GO): endocytosis; peroxisome fission; mitochondrial fusion
Cellular component (GO): mitochondrial intermembrane space; mitochondrial membrane; cytoplasm
Molecular function (GO): microtubule binding; GTP binding; GTPase activity
Source: RefSeq, a predicted model, not a curated record
UUGUGCACCUCUUGUCCGUGCUUAUUUCGAGGUAGUACCGUCCGCAGGAAGUGGACUGUCAUUCUGGCUGUUGUGUCCUUGUUAGUUGCAUAGCAAGUUCGCUGUCAUAACUGGCAAGUAAAUGCAUACCAUUUGGAAAGAUGAAUUAAAUUGUACUUAAAGAUUGAAUUUGGAAGAAAUUUGUGCUUACCUGCUGUUAAAAACAGCACCAUGUUGCGUGUCGGAAGCAAAGCUGCUUGUAUGGGCUGCAGGAACCUGGUCUCCUCCAACAUGGGAGUGAGAGUUCGGGUACCUCUGCAGAAACUGCACUCUCUGUCUUGUGCCAUCCACCACCGCUAUUCGAGAAACACCACCACUCAGCGACCUCCUCAUCGCACGGCAGCCCGUUAUUUUACUUCCAUGUCACGGUUGCCCAUGCAGCCACCCAAGCCUCACCCUGGGUCAGGGGGUCAUAGCUACCAGCAACAGCGCAGCUUCUGGGUGGCCCGCCUCGCUGCUAGGUUGUUAAGGCUCCGAUACAUUCUGCUGGGCACGGCAGUAGGAGGGGGGUACACAGCUAAAAAGACUUAUGACGAAUGGAAGGACAUGCUGCCUGAUUUUAGUGAAUACAACUGGGUCAUUCCUGAUUUUGUCUGGGAGCUGAGUGAACAAAUUGAUCUUGAUAAAUUGGCCAAAGCUCUACCAGAAAUGGAGGAAAUAGCCAAACUACUACCUGACCUUGAUAAGAUCGGACAGAACUUCACUUUCCUCAAAAGCCUUCUGUCAUCUGGUGUGAGUUUGGGUAGUGAAGUCAAAGGAGCUUCUGGUCUGCAUCUGUUGUUAGAAACCUCAGGCGGUCCUUCACUAAAAGCCACAGAUUCUUCUGCUGCCACCACACAUGAUGUCAGUGACAAGCAAUACAAAAAGGGUCUGCUUGGCGAGCUCAUUCUUAUUCAGCAGCAGAUCCAGCAGCACGAGGAAGAGGUCCGUCGGGCUGCUGAAGCCAAUAGUGCGCGUCUCCCAGCACCAGAGCCUGCUCCCAGUCCACCUCAGCAAACACGCAAGUCAUCAGACAAAGAAAAGACAGACCAGCUUCAAGAGGAACUGCUCCGUACCCAGCUCAAGUAUCAGCGCAUGCUGGAGAGGCUGGAGAAGGAGAAUAAAGAGUUAAGGAAAGUGGUGCUACAAAAAGAUGAUAAGGGGAUUCACCAAAGAAAAGUGAAGAAAUCCCUUAUUGACAUGUAUUCUGAAGUUCUGGACAUCUUGUCUGACUAUGAUGCCAACUACAACACUCAAGACCACCUACCCAGAGUGGUGGUGGUUGGGGAUCAGAGUGCUGGAAAGACUAGUGUGCUGGAGAUGAUAGCCCAGGCCAGGAUUUUUCCUAGGGGCUCAGGAGAGAUGAUGACACGUUCUCCUGUCAAGGUAACACUAAGUGAAGGUCCCCACCACGUGGCCAUGUUCAAGGAUAGUGGCCGAGAGUUUGACCUUAACAAGGAAGAAGAUCUGGCUGCUUUGAGACGUGAGAUUGAGCUGAGGAUGAGGAAGAGUGUCAAAGAGGGACAGACAGUCAGCGCUGAGACAAUAUCCUUGAAUGUCAAAGGCCCCGGCAUCCAGAGGAUGGUGCUUGUCGACUUACCAGGUGUCAUCAGUACUGUGACCACAGGCAUGGCAACCGAUACUAAGGAAACCAUCUUCAGCAUGAGCAAGGCGUACAUGCAGAACCCCAAUGCCAUCAUCCUCUGUAUUCAGGAUGGCAGUAUAGAUGCAGAGCGGAGCAUUGUAACUGAUUUAGUUAGCCAGAUGGACCCCCAGGGGAAGAGGACCAUCUUCGUCUUGACCAAAGUGGACUUGGCUGAGAAGAACCUGGCCAGCCCAAGCAGAAUUCAGCAAAUAGUGGAAGGAAAACUCUUCCCGAUGAAGGCCCUGGGCUAUUUUGCAGUGGUGACAGGAAAAGGGAGCAGUGGUGAAAGCAUAGACUCCAUUAAAGAGUAUGAAGAGGACUUCUUCCAGAACUCUAGGUUACUAAGGGAUGGCAUGUUGAAGGCCCACCAGGUGACCACAAAGAACCUGAGUCUGGCCGUCUCUGACUGCUUCUGGAAGAUGGUUAGGGAGUCUGUUGAGCAGCAGGCUGAUGUCUUCAAAGCGUCCCGCUUCAACCUGGAGACUGAGUGGAAGAACAACUAUCCUCGCCUGAGAGAGCUGGACAGGAAUGAACUGUUUGAAAAAGCCAAAAAUGAAAUCUUAGAUGAAGUCAUCAGUUUGAGUCAAGUGACCCCCCAGCACUGGGAGGCCAUCCUGCAGAAGAAGCUGUGGGAACGUGUUUCCACCCAUGUGAUUGAAAACAUCUACCUGCCUGCUGCCCAAACAACAGACUCUGGUACUUUUAACACCACUGUAGACAUAAAGCUCAAGCAGUGGACCGACAAGCAGCUUCCACACAAAGCACUGGAGGUUGCCUGGGAGACGCUGCAGGAGGAGUUUGCCCGCUUCAUAGCUGAGUACAGAGGCAAAGACCAGGACGACAUUUUUGACAAGCUGAAGGAGGCUGUGAAGGACGAGAGCAUUAAGAGGCACAAGUGGAACGAAAGGGCGAUGGACAGCCUGAGGGUAAUCCAGCACAAUGCCCUUGAAGACCGUUCCAUCACAGACAAGCCCCAGUGGGAUGCAGCAAUCCAGUUCAUGGAAGAAACCUUGCAGUCACGCCUCAAAGAUACUGAGUCAGUAAUCAGAGACAUGGUGGGUCCAGACUGGAAGGAAAGGUGGCUGCACUGGAGGAGUCGCACACCAGAUCAGCACAUUCGUAAUGAAACAAAAAACGAGCUGGAUCGUUUGCUAAAGCUGCACGAUGACCACACAGCAUACUUAGCCAAUGAUGAAGUCACCACAGUGAGGAAGAACCUGGAGGGACGAACGGUCGAGGUUGACCCUAUUCUGAUCAAGGACACGUGGCAUCAGCUGUAUCGCCGACACUUCUUGCAGAAGGCACUGACCCAUUGUAACCUCUGCAAGAGAGGUUUUUACUAUUACCAGAGACACUUUGUUGACUCUGAGUUGGAGUGCAGUGAUGUGGUACUGUUCUGGAGGAUCCAGAGGAUGCUGGGCAUCACAGCCAACACUCUCCGACAGCAGCUCACCAACACUGAGGUGCGCCGGUUGGAGAAAAACGUGAAGGAGGUUCUGGAUGACUUCGGGGAAGACAUGGAGAAAAAGACCCAGCUCAUCACUGGCCGCCGAGUUCAGCUGGCCGAGGAUCUCAAGAAAGUUCGCGAAAUCCAGGAGAAACUUGAAGCCUUUAUAGAAGCUCUUCACAAGGAGAAAUGAGAGAACCAGAUCAAUUGAAAGUUAACUUUUGAAUCACAUAUAGAAACGCACUGAAUGAUGACAACUAAAUUUGUUAAAGAACCUCGUCACCCCUGGCCCACCACUCACCUGAUUUCAGUUCCCACAGCUUGGCUUCCUUGACUUCCAAACACUGGUGGAAAGAAUGACCUGACAGUUUUCAAGUUUUCUUCUUUUUCAAUGCAAGCUGUUCCAGGUAAGAGGGGUUCUUCUGCACAGGGGUCCAAACACAGUCAAGUCAGGAGGAAAUUGAGAAUCUUGCUCUUGUCAGACAUCAGACUGUUUGUUUUCAAUAAAUGGAGACUGUGUAAACCUUUAUCUUCCCACUCUUUUUUUUUUUUAUUUGAUUUUUCUCCCUCUCGACUAGUGGUGUCUGUAUAUUCACUGAUCUGUGUAUAAACACCAGUGACACAGGUCUUGGUAGAUGGUUUCAGCUAGUAGACACAGAAUGUGUGUCUAAUGUUCACCAGGAAGUUUCGCUUGCAUGUAGGAUCCUGAACCCUUCAGUCAUCCCUUCAAGCUGUAGUUGUAUUUUCCAUAUACUCCGUGUAUACCUCUAAAUGAAACAGUUUAGUUCCAGCAAAAUGUUCCCACCUAAAGACUUGAAGAAUAAAAAGUGACUGCCUGGUUCGAUAUAUAGCCUUCUCUCUGUUGUAUUAACAGGACAUGAUCAGCAAUGAAGGUGAUAGAGACUAUGUUGCAUAUAGAUUUUGUUUCUUAUUAUUCUGAUCUAAGGGGAAUUACGUGACAAAUAUAGUUUUUCUGCCAAAUGCACACAAUGCCCGGGUCAUACCUCUAACUCACCUUUUAGUUACCAUUUUAUGUUAACAUGUAUGUAUUGUAUGCUCUCCUCAUGUUGCACCUGACAGAUAAUACAGCCUGUUAAUAGAGUAAAAAUGAGAAUUAACCAAAUUCAGGGUGUUCUGGGAUACAAUCAUGUAUUUUAAUAUAUUACAUUGUUAUUUGUAAUAUUUAAAACUCAGUAGUAUCAGUAAUUAUAAUGUUUAGCCCCAUCAUUUGUCAUAAUAACCAUAUAAAAAUACACCAUCAACCAAAUUUAAGGCACUUUUCAUUUGAUUUUGAGAAGCUGUUCCAUUAUCUGUCAGUCGCUACAGUCCGUGUCUCCACCUGCUCUCAUGUCUUUAUUUGUCUAGUAUCCAGUCUUUCCUGAUCAGUUGGUACAGCUACACAGGGGUGGGUGAGUUGUCUUUACGUUUCCAAACUGCACCAGGGUUCAUGUGAUUUGUUCAUUUAGCAGGACACAUAUGUCUAUUAACAUGUACACAGCACAGGCCCACUUGUACUUAACCACUCUUCCUCUCUUUUGUUUGUGAUUGUAAUGGCAUUGCGAUGUUAUGUAUCGCACUGCUUCAAUAAAAAUCAUCAGCUCACUUUGUAAAUGAUUAGAAAUUUUCCUUAUAGUCAAGAAAAAGGUGGGUGACUCUUUUUAUGUGUGCUUUGGGCAACUCAUUGAUUAUUUUAUAAGUCACAGUUCAGAGCCAGAUGAUUCCCAAUCUUGUGCUUCACCACUCUCUUUGCACCUCCAUCAUUUGGACCAUGCUGACUCUGUUCAUCACCAUUCUAGACAUGCACUCACUAUUUCUAGCUUGAAAUAUUGUCAUAUAUUUGAUUGAAAUGGAGGCAAGAGACUGUGUUAACCCUGUUCUUUAAUACAUGUAUAUGGGUAUAUAUACAAUAUGCCAAGCAUUCUGUACAGAUAAAGUUGAUGGGAAGUCUUGGAGCUACUAUCAUGUACAGUGUAUGGCGAGUAAACAAAGUAUUGGCGAGUUGGUCAAAAGAAAUUUUUCAUGUUGUAGAAAGUAAUGUUUGCAUGGUGUGACCCAUCCGGUGUGCUUUAUUUAUUAAAUUUGUGCUUAAAUGGCAAAAAUGAAAAUAAAAUUGACAAAUGACAUUUUUAAUGACU